This is a messenger RNA of Pelobates cultripes (western spadefoot toad), 216 nucleotides long. The record is from the annotation of a GenBank genome assembly. Lineage: Eukaryota; Metazoa; Chordata; Amphibia; Anura; Pelobatidae.
AUGGCGCCAACCUCCCCUGCACAAGAGGGACCUGCGGCCUCCGCCUUAGAGCGGAUAAGCGAGGAAAUCCGUACCAUGAUGGCAGCUAUGGCAACUAAGGCCGACCUAUUGAUCCUCACUACCACAAUCCAAGAUGCCCUGCGGGCGGAGAUGGCAGGGCAUCAACACGGAGGUGACGACACAGGCAGGCCCCAUCCAGGACCUGGAGCUCGCUAA